Molecule: messenger RNA, 2359 nt
Organism: Paecilomyces variotii
Lineage: Eukaryota; Fungi; Ascomycota; Eurotiomycetes; Eurotiales; Thermoascaceae
Product: GDP/GTP exchange factor Sec2p family protein
Exons: 2
Coding region: 81-2204 (707 amino acids)
Biological process (GO): exocytosis
Cellular component (GO): cell tip; Golgi to plasma membrane transport vesicle
Molecular function (GO): guanyl-nucleotide exchange factor activity
Source: RefSeq, a predicted model, not a curated record
GUCUUGAGUGCUGAUAUCAUCGCAAUAGUCUUAUUUCUCUAUACUCUCAUUCACACUAUCGCUUCAUAUCACCUUCCAGGAUGACGUCUCGUCCUAGUCACCAGAGAUCAGCCUCGUCCGGCACCAGAUCCGUGUCCCCGGGGAAAUCAGUUACCAAAGCCAAAUCGACCAACGCCCUAUCCGACCUCAGCAGCAAGUUCACGAGGUCGACCUCAAACCCAAAGAUCGAGGAGUUUCCAGAGAGCAACUUGAACACGCUGAGAGAUCCACGCCUCGCGAGUACUUCGGAUCUGUCGGAGACAUCAACGUCGGCUCCCCAUCACCCGGACCUGAGCAAUGAAGUCGCCGCUUUGAGUGUCAAGCUUAUCCAGGCGAUCAACAACCAGACCACGUUGGACGACACGCUGGCGGAAACCCGCCAGCAACUAGAGAAUGCACAGAGCAAGAUUACAGAGCUCCAGACGGCGAACGAUAAAUACCGCAAAGACAUCACGGACGAAGUGCUGGUCAAAAAGUCCGACGUCGACUAUGAGAUUCUACGCCUGAAAGCCUCCUUGGCGGAGGAGCGUGCCCAGCGUGCUCUGGCCGACAGAGCCAAGAAGAACAUCGAGCAAGAACUCGAGACUCUGACAGCGGCCCUCUUCGAAGAGGCCAACAAGAUGGUGUCUGCAGCCAAGCAGGAACGGGAAGCUGUGGAAAAGAAAAAUGAGCAGUUACGAUCACAGAUAAAGGACAUGGAGAAUCUCAUGGCCUCUCAACAACAACAACUCGCAGAGUUGAAGAGCGUGAUGCAAGGAAUGGGCAGUGUUCGUGAUGAAGCCGAUACUCUUACCAUUGCCUCUACCGCUCCAUCUUCGCCGUGCGUCACCCAGCAAUCCCUCGCCGGUAUCAGUCGACUGCGUGAAACCCCGAGCUUUUCGCCUAUUACUCCAGUCUCUAUGGACCUCUCACCGGGCCCCUCCACCAGCUUCCCUAACCUGAUCAAGACCGUGUGCCGUACGGACGUGCAAGCGUACGAUGACUUCCGCGAUCUGCUGAAUCACUCCACGAACUCGAAACCUCCCAGCCGGGCUGCCAGUGGAUCGUACGCUGGCCUGAAUGUGAUGGGGUUGGCCAGCUUAGCCGGCCAUAGCAUUUCUCCAAACCCUUCUUUCGGAUUGCAGGGGUCAAUAUCCCAAAGUCACUCACCGAAUUCAAGUGCUUCUUCCCCACAACCUUCCAGUGCUCAUAUCCCACUGAAGGAGACCAGAUUCUACAAGCGAGCUCUAACGGAAGACAUUGAGCCGACUUUGAGGCUCGAUAUGGCUCCUGGCAUCUCCUGGCUUACACGCCGCAGUGUUCUCAGUAGUAUUUGCGAAGGUUCACUGGUCGUGGAGCCCAUGCCGCCCGCAUCUUUGAAGUAUGCAUUUCCCUGUUCUCUCUGCGGCGAACGGAGGAAGGGUACUGAGAAUGAGAGAACUCAUCGAUUCCGAACUUCUGACAGUGAGACCGCUCAGCGGUAUCCACUGUGCGUGCUCUGUCUCGAGAAGGUGCGCUCAUGCUGUGACUUCACCGGCUAUCUGCGUCUCAUCCUUGACGGGCAUAUCCGCGUAAGUGACGCGGAGGAUGAGAAGGAAGCUUGGGAAGAGACCAUCCGCUUAAGGGAAAGGAUGUUCUGGUCGAGGAUCGGCGGAGGCGUGGUACCGACGUUUACCACCGCGGCGUCGAGUCCUGAGAAGACUUCUCCGGAUCAGGACUCCUUGGCCCCGGCUGAGGACAAUGGUGAAUCCGGAGACCAUUCAUCUAUGAGGCUUCGGCGAUGCUCCAUCUCCGAAAGCGUAAUAGUGAAAGACAGCAAGGAGACCUCCGAUGAGUCUGAAGAUCCUUUCCAUUCUGGCGCCAAGAGAGCCUCCAUCGGCACCACAAUCAUCUCGCAGGUCGAGAUUGAAGAGGUCCGACAUGAGGACAUGAAGGAGGAAGACGUGAAGGACGAUAUUCAGGUUUCAGAGAAGGUCGACUCUCAAGCUGAACAAGUUCAGGAAGCGGAUACACAACCGAAUCAUCUUGCUUCGGAUGAGAAACACACAGAGGUGCAUUCAGCGCGGAUUCCCGUCUCUGAAACAGAGCCAGAAGCAUCUCAGGAUCGUCCCUCUACUCCACCACUCAAGGGUGAUGCGGAGACCGCACCCAGGCUCACAGUUAGUAUCCCUGGAUCAUUCGACUGACAGAGAACCACGUUCCAUGUCUAACCGAUUCAUGAACACGUGUCAUGAAUAUCAUCAUCGAUACCCGUUUCCGAAGGGUCCGCCGAAACGGGACGCUUCAUGCGUCUUUACCCUUCUUUAUUGCAUAUAACUUCUGUUGUAAUUAUCAUGGCAUG